AAUAAGUGGCGGCAGCUCCGCAAGCAGCAUUUACGCGUGGAACGUGGUGGAACGUUAGUUCGUAAGUUUGGUUCCUUAGAAGACUAAUUUAGUCGAAUAGGUCCCACAAGAGAAAAGGAAGGUCAGACGAGCUUCAAAACACGCAAUAGGAAGUCAUUCGGUGACCGUAAUUUUCACCUGUGGAGUUUCACUUCUAACCUGAAUUCACCGCUGGGCUUGCUUCUAAUAGUAGCGCAUCUGUCCUCGAGGCACAUCAUAUUUUCUUGGCUUAAAGAUACGGAUACGACGAAAGCAGACUUGUGAGAAGUUACAUUUUAAACGAUAUCGUCUUUAUUUCUUCAAUAUAACUAUUAAUAUCAAUUGUCAAGAAAGUAUUAGACGAACGUAACGAUAUUUGGACAGCACCGUUUGAUCAACCGGUAUCACGUGUACCUCCGAUUCGUACUCAAAGUAUUCUUUAAUCACGUAUUGUCAUGAGCAUACAAUUUUAAUGAUCGCACAAGGAGAACGGUACGUCCAAGAAAAUUUAUAUAAACACGAGAAAGAAAAUCUUCAAGGAAUCACAAGUAGGAACAAAGUUUGAUUGACAUUAAAAAUCAUGUGGCCAAAAGAUGUUGGUAUCAGGGCACUGGAAGUGUACUUUCCUGCUCAAUAUGUUGACCAAGCAGAGCUCGAACAAUUCGAUGGUGUGGCUGCUGGAAAGUACACUAUUGGAUUGGGUCAGAGCAAGAUGGGUUUCUGCAAUGACCGUGAAGACAUUAAUUCGUUGUGUUUGACAGUGGUACAUCGAUUGAUGGAUAGGUAUGCCAUAAAGCCAAAGGAUAUCGGUAGAUUAGAAGUUGGAACAGAAACAAUAAUAGACAAAAGCAAGUCUGUUAAGUCUGUUCUUAUGCAGCUGUUUGAACCAUACGGUUGUACCGACAUGGAAGGAGUGGAUUCUACCAAUGCAUGCUAUGGAGGUACAGCUGCCCUUUUCAAUGCUGUGUCUUGGGUAGAAAGCAGUGCUUGGGAUGGGAGAUUAGCUUUAGUUGUUGCUGGUGACAAUGCGGUCUAUUCUUCUGGAAGUGCUAGACCGACUGGUGGAGCUGGAGCAGUAGCAAUGAUAGUUGGUCCAGAUGCACCUUUGGUAAUCGAUCGUGGAAUAAGAUCAUCAUAUAUGAAACAUGCCUAUGAUUUUUACAAACCGAAUCUAAAAUCAGAGUAUCCUAUUGUCGAUGGAAAAUUAUCUAUUGAAUGUUAUUUCAGUGCUGUGGAUAAUUGUUAUCAAACUUAUUGUGAGAAAGUUAAAAAAAAGUAUAAAAAGAGUGUUACUAUAGAUAGUUUUGAUGCAUUUUUGUUCCAUUGUCCAUUUUGUAAAUUAGUACAAAAAUCAUUUGGCAGACUAGCCUUCAAUGAUUUCUUGAACACACCUAAAGACAAAGUGUCUGAGAAAUAUCCAGAAUUAGUAAAGUUUCACAAUCUUAAGCUUGAAGAUACUUAUUCUGACAAAGAUAUUGAAAAAGCAUUUGUAAGUUUGAGUAAGGCAAACUUUACUCAAAAAACAGAACCUUCUUUAUUUUUAGCAAAUCAAGUUGGAAACAUGUAUACACCAUCUGUAUAUUCUGGAUUAGCAUCCUUACUUAUUAAUAGACCUAUAAAAGAAUUAGCAGGUGCUAAAGUAGGAGUAUUUUCUUAUGGUUCAGGGUUUUGUUCUACUAUGUAUUCUAUAACAAUAACAAAAGAAGCAGAAGAAGGGUCUAGCUUAAUGAAGAUAAUCUCGUCACUUUCAUACAUAAAACCACAAUUAAACGCUCGUCAAAAAGUUUCUCCGGUUGACUAUACAAAGGUGUUAGAAUGGAGAGAACAAAAUUGUCAUACUGUACCAUUCAGCCCUCAAAGUAGCAUUGCUACCUUGUUCCCAGGAACAUACUAUCUUGAAAAAGUGGAUGAAAAAUACAGAAGGACUUACAAGAGAGUAUGAAACUGAUAGUAAUUAUCAGUAUUUAGUUUAUUGGUAGUUAAUUUACUUAAUGUGGUAACAAAAAAUUAAUCAGGGGCCUGAACAAUCAUUGAAUAAAAAUCUUAAUGGUGUGUAACAACGUUUAUUUAUAUAAUUUAAAAAUGUACUAUCGAAUUGAUACUUUCUUAGUGCCAAGGAACAAUAAAAAAUUGUACCUACAUGCACUAGAACUAAUGUGACUAUGCAUAAGCUUAGCUUUUAAAUUAAUUUGUAAAUUAAAAACAAAUGAUUUUUAACACACAUACAGAGAUUUUAUAAAGAAUGCAAUGUAAAAAUAUAGUAAAUUUUAUUGUUAUUCCUACAAGAGAUAUCUGUUUUAUAUGUUGUAUUAUGUAUAUUUUAUAUAUUUAAUGAAAAAAUAAUAAAACCUAUGCAUUUUAUUAUUAUGGAGGAAAUAUUAAUACAUGAAUAAAUUUAUAUUAUAUUGAUA
Messenger RNA from Hylaeus anthracinus, 2429 nucleotides. RefSeq names its product hydroxymethylglutaryl-CoA synthase 1 (gene Hmgs). The record is from RefSeq and is a predicted model, not a curated record. The transcript has a single exon. Bases 599 to 1960 code for a protein of 453 amino acids. Lineage: Eukaryota; Metazoa; Arthropoda; Insecta; Hymenoptera; Colletidae. Gene Ontology annotation, biological process: acetyl-CoA metabolic process. Gene Ontology annotation, molecular function: hydroxymethylglutaryl-CoA synthase activity.